ACCACAUUUUCUCUCUCUAUGGUCUGUGUACCAAAACAAACGCACACACCUGGAAUCUGAUUUCCACACACAUUGACAUUGUUAUGUCUCCUCACUCAACAAAACCCUAAAAAAGUCCAAAAUCCAAAUUUUUUCCCUUAACCCACUCACGCACACACUAACCCCACUCUUUCUCUCUCAACAGCGAUACCUGUCGCCCUCAAUUGCGACUUUUGCACCACUUAAGAAGAUUCAUUUAACCUCUCUCUCUCUCUCUCACUCUUUCUAACUAAUUAAUUUAUAUAUAUAUAUAUAUACACAAGUUAGGGUUUUAUUUGACAAAUGAAUAAUCAACAACAUCAACAGUCACAAAUUGUGGGCUCGGGAACUGGAGGGAAUAAGGAACCGGAGGAGGAGAGUGUGGGCCAGUCCCUUGAAAUUGUGGCGAAGGGUGCCGGCUCAGAUAAGCCUGCCGGCGAGCCUGUUAGUAGCGAAGAAGAUAGUGUUGAAAAACCUGACGAUCCUAUGGAGGAGGAUUCUGUUAGUCCUGCUACUGUAUUUUGUAUUAGGCUUAAACAACCUCGCUCUAAUUUGCAGCAUAAAAUGAGCGUCCCUGAGCUUUGCCGCAAUUUCAGUGCUGUUGCUUGGUGCGGGAAGUUGAAUGCUAUAGCUUGUGCAUCAGAAACUUGUGCAAGAAUUCCUAGCUCCAAUGCAAACCCACCAUUUUGGAUCCCCAUACAUAUUGUUAUACCUGAGCGUCCAACUGAAUGUGCAGUUUUCAAUGUAAUAGCAGAUUCUCCUCGUGAUUCUGUUCAGUUUAUUGAAUGGUCCCCUACUUCUUGCCCUCGCGCCUUGCUAAUAGCUAAUUUCCAUGGGAGGAUAACUAUCUGGACUCAGCCUUCUCAAGGUCCAGUUAAUAUGGUACGUGAUGCUAGCUGCUGGCAGCGUGAGCAUGAAUGGCGUCAAGAUAUUGCAGUUGUUACUAAGUGGUUAUCUGGCGUCUCUCCGUAUAGGUGGCUUUCAUCAAAAUCCAGCAGCUCCACAAAUUCGAAGUCAACAUUUGAGGAAAAAUUUCUUUCACAGCAGUCUCAAACUUCAGCUAGGUGGCCGAAUUUCCUUUGCGUUUGUUCUGUUUUCUCUUCUGGCUCUGUGCAACUUCAUUGGUCCCAAUGGCCUCCUAGUCGGACUAAUGCAACACCAGAGUGGUUUUGCACGAGCAAAGGACUCUUGGGUGCUGGGCCUAGUGGAAUUAUGGCUGCUGAUGCAAUUGUGACAGAUAGUGGUGCCAUGCACGUUGCUGGUGUUCCAAUUGUAAAUCCUUCUACUGUUGUUGUUUGGGAGGUUACUCCUGGCCUUGGACAUGGAUUUCAAGCUACUCCAAAGACAAGUAUCAGCAAUGGGGUUCCACCUUCUCUUAAUCCACCUAAUUGGUCAGGUUUUGCUCCCUUGGCAGCAUAUUUGUUCAGUUGGCAAGAAUAUCUGAUAUCUGAAGCCAAGCAGGGAAGAAAGCAUACAGAUCAAGAUUUCAGCAACACCGUAUCACUUCAUUGUUCACCAGUUUCAAAUUUCUCUGCAUAUGUCAGUCCUGAGGCUGCAGCCCAGUCUGCAGCAACUACUACUUGGGGCUCUGGAGUUACUGCUGUUGCUUUUGAUCCAACUCGCGGUGGCUCUGUGAUAGCUGUUGUGAUAGUUGAGGGGCAGUAUAUGUCUCCCUAUGAUCCAGACGAGGGUCCUUCGAUUACAGGAUGGAGAGUGCAGCGAUGGGAAUCAUCUCUUCAGCCUGUUGUUCUUCAUCAAAUAUUUGGAAAUCCUACUUCCAGUUUUGGUGGGCAGGCACCCAUGCAAACUGUAUGGGUGUCGAAAGUGGAUACUAGCAUACCUCCAACAAAUGAUUUUAAAAAUCACCAAACAGUUUCAGCAGGGCCUGCCCCAGAUGCAAGGAAGGCAUCUGAUUCUGGUGUUGAGAAGGCAAAAAGUCUCACUUUUGAUCCCUUUGAUUUGCCAAGUGAUGUUAGAUCACUAGCUCGAAUAGUUUAUUCUGCUCAUGGUGGUGAAAUUGCUAUUGCUUUUUUGCGGGGUGGAGUUCAUAUUUUCUCUGGUCCAAACUUCACACCUGUCGACAGCUAUCAAAUUAAUGUUGGAUCUGCAAUUGCUGCUCCUGCUUUCUCUUCUACAAGCUGUUGCUCAGCUUCUGUUUGGCAUGAUACUAGCAAGGACCGCACGAUAUUGAAGAUAAUCCGUGUUCUUCCCCCUGCUGUCCCAAGUAGUCAGGUGAAGGCUAAUUCAUCAACCUGGGAACGUGCAAUUGCUGAGAGAUUUUGGUGGAGCCUUUUAGUUGGUGUUGAUUGGUGGGAUGCAGUUGGCUGUACACAGAGUGCUGCCGAGGAUAAUAUUGUUUCACUAAACAGUGUCAUUGCGGUCUUGGAUGCGGAUUUUCAUUCUCUUCCUUCGACUCAGCACCGGCAACAAUAUGGUCCUAGUCUAGACAGGAUAAAAUGCAGGCUUCUGGAAGGUACAAAUGCUCAGGAGGUUAGGGCAAUGGUUCUAGACAUGCAAGCAAGGUUGCUACUUGAUAUGCUGGGAAAAGGCAUUGAAUCAGCUUUGAUAAAUCCUUCAGCACUUGUACCUGAACCAUGGCAGGCUUCUGGAGAGACAUUAUCUGGCAUAGAUCCUGAAGCAAUGGCUGUUGAACCAAGCCUUGUUCCAAGUAUUCAGGCUUAUGUUGAUGCUGUUCUUGAUCUAGCUUCACAUUUUAUCACACGUUUACGACGCUAUGCAAGCUUCUGUCGCACUUUGGCUAGUCACGCAGUUACAGCAGGAACCGGCAGCAAUCGCAGUAUGGUCACUAGUCCCACCCAAAGUGCAGCAUCUCCUGCAACGAGUCAGGGAGGUCAAAAUGGUACUACAAGUUCUACAGGGAGCACUCAGAUGCAAGCUUGGGUGCAAGGUGCUAUUGCUAAAAUUAGUAGCACAAAUGAUGGAGUAUCCAAUGCAACUCCAAAUCCCAUAAGUGGUCCAUCUUCCUUUAUGCCAAUAAGCAUCAAUACUGGAACUUUCCCUGGAACACCAGCUGUCAGGCUAAUUGGAGAUUGCCAUUUCCUCCAUAGAUUAUGUCAGCUCUUGCUUUUCUGUUUCUUCUUUCGCCGAACACAACUACCACGAUUUAUUGGGGUUGCACAGAGGAGUACUGAUACAAAUAUGCAAAAACCUCAGUCUGGUGCUCCUGGAAAGGUGGAGGAGGCUAACUCCGUCUCAUCCAAACCAGCACAAGCCAUGGUCAGAUCAGAUGAAGUCCAGACCGCUCGAGGUGGUCAGCUUGUGCCGGGAGGUAAAGGAGUUGAAGAAGGACCUGCUGGCCGGUCGAGAUUAGGUUAUGGCAAUGCUGGUCAAGGGUACACUUUUGAGGAGGUGAAGGUCCUUUUCCUCAUACUCAUGGAUCUAUGUCGACGAACAGCAGCUUUGGCACAUCCAUUGCCUGUUUCUCAAGUAGGUAGCAGCAACAUCCAGGUGCGGCUGCAUUAUAUCAAUGGGAACUAUACUGUCUUACCAGAGGUUGUAGAAGCAUCCCUUGGCCCGCAUAUGCAGAAUAUGCCCAGGCCCAGAGGUGCAGAUGCUGCUGGUUUGUUACUCCGUGAGUUGGAACUGCAUCCUCCAUCUGAAGAGUGGCACAGGCGGAAUAUGUUUGGUGGUCCCUGGUCUGAUCCAGAGGAUAUUACUUCUGCAGAUGAUACUCCGAGGAUGAGCAGUUAUACAGAUUCUCUUGACUUCAGUUCAUUGGAAAAUUGUGAUGUGUAUUAUGGGGUCAACGGCCUAUGGCCAAGGAAGCGUAGGAUGUCUGAAAGAGAUGCAGCUUUUGGCUUGAAUACCUCUGUCGGCCUAGGAGCAUACCUUGGCAUUAUGGGAUCUCGAAGAGAUGUUGUUACUGCAGUAUGGAAGACUGGUCUUGAAGGGGUUUGGUAUAAGUGUAUAAGAUGCCUGCGACAGACUUCAGCUUUUGCUUCACCAGGUGCUACAAAUCCACCUAAUCAAAAUGACCGAGAGGCAUGGUGGAUCAGUCGUUGGGCCUAUGGAUGUCCUAUGUGUGGUGGAACAUGGGUUCGGGUUGUGUAGAUGAGACUGACUUGCUUGUUAAUGGUUAUCUAAGAAUAUGGGCUCAUACUCACGCCUAUCCUCACAUUGAAGCAAAUUCCAGACUGAUGUACAUAUGCUAUCUGAUUUUGAUGAUUAAGCAACUAUCUAGCUUUUGAUCACGAUGCUGGGGAUAAUCGUAGGACAGGAGUGAGAUGUUGGCCCAUCAGUUGCUGUUUGGCGUUUAGGAGUGAUGGACUACUUGUCCUGCCUGUGGCUGCAGAGAUUUAAUGCUCUUCCAACCGCGUCAGAAGCUAGUUGUUUGUACAGUACAACCAUUUCACUGUAUUAGUUGGUUACGUGUUAAUCUUGCGAGAAAGAGGCUGCAGUGCAAGCAACAACGUCGGAUCGGCGGGGGUGGUUGUUUUGGGAAACAAAUGCUAAAGAACAUUGUUGUCAUUGUCAGGAUUUAGUAUACCUAUUAUCCCUCCCCCUGAAUUGAGAAAUAAAUGUAACGAUUAUUACCAUUGUAGAUUAUAGAUUAUCAAAAGAGAGAAAAAAAAAAAAAAAGAGCACCAUUGUAGACUAUAGGUAAUGGAGGAUUGGCCUGUAAGCAAAUCACAGAGAUUGCAAUAAUUUUGCUUUUACUGUUUUGGAUUUUAAUCCAUUAGUUAGCUAAAGAAAGUAUGUAACUUCUAUUUUGAGAAA
Ricinus communis (castor bean) is the source of this 4755-nucleotide messenger RNA. RefSeq names its product mediator of RNA polymerase II transcription subunit 16. NCBI's taxonomy places the organism in Eukaryota, Viridiplantae, Streptophyta, Magnoliopsida, Malpighiales, Euphorbiaceae. The transcript is spliced from 16 exons. Bases 322 to 4089 code for a protein of 1255 amino acids. Gene Ontology annotation, cellular component: mediator complex. Gene Ontology annotation, biological process: regulation of DNA-templated transcription. The record is from RefSeq and is a predicted model, not a curated record.